Messenger RNA from Helianthus annuus (common sunflower), 2178 nucleotides. RefSeq names its product ATPase family AAA domain-containing protein 3A homolog. Gene Ontology annotation, cellular component: mitochondrion. The record is from RefSeq and is a predicted model, not a curated record. Lineage: Eukaryota; Viridiplantae; Streptophyta; Magnoliopsida; Asterales; Asteraceae. The coding region runs from base 153 to 1967 and encodes 604 amino acids. Gene Ontology annotation, biological process: mitochondrion organization. Gene Ontology annotation, molecular function: zinc ion binding; ATP hydrolysis activity; ATP binding. The transcript is spliced from 6 exons.
AUUAAACCGGAUGAAACGGUUCAGCCGAAAUCGAAACCCUACAUAAAUCCUGAAGUAGUACUACCGUCGUCUUCGUCUGGCAUCGGAAUAACAACCAUGAUGAAGUAACUCAUAUAGAUUCUAGCUAGGGUUUUCUUCAAACCACAGCAGCAAUGGCGAAGACUUCUGGCCUUUUUAACUUUCCCCCUUUUUCAUCUUCAUCUUCAUCUUCACCGUCGCCGUCGGCGGCUGCUGAUCCUAAAGCAUCUCCUCCGAUGCAAAAUGAGUCAGAGCGUGUUCGUAACGACAACCCCAGAACCACAUCCGCCGGCUUUGAUCCUGAGGCACUGGAAAGAGGUGCUGAAGCUGUUAAAAAAAUUGCCGCAUCUAAGGAACCCAAAAAGGUGUUUGAGCUGAUGAAGAAGCAGGAAGAGACUAGGCAGGCCGAAUUAGCAUCAAAAGUGGCAGAGUUCAAAGCAAUGCAAGCUCAGGCCGAAACUGAGAGGCAAAAAGUGAUAUACGAGGAACAGAAAAAGCUAGCUCAGCAACAAGCACAAAUAAAAUCACAGAUGGCUCGCUAUGAGGACGAGCUAGCAAGGAAAAGAAUGCAGACAGAAAAUGAGCAUCACAGAACAAGAAACCAAGAGCUUGUAAAAAUGCAAGAAGAAUCAUCUAUUAGGCAGGAACAAGCAAGAAGAGCAACGGAAGAGCAAAUUCAAGCACAGAAAAGACAAACAGAAAGAGAGAAAGCUGAGAUUGAGAGAGAAACAAUUAGGAUUAGGGCUAUGGCUGAAGCAGAAGGAAGAGCCCAUGAAGCUAAACUGGCAGAAGAUGUCAAUAAAAGGAUGCUCAUAGAACGUGCCAAUGCAGAAAGGGACAAAUGGGUUUCUGCAAUUAACACUACUUUUGAACACAUCGGAGGGGGGUUGCGUGCAAUAUUAACUGAUCAAAACAAGUUGGUAGUAGCUGUUGGGGGUGUCACAGCUCUUGCUGCCGGUAUCUACACAACAAGAGAAGGUGCUAGGGUGGUGUGGAGCUACGUGGACAGAAUAUUGGGACAGCCAUCAUUAAUCAGGGAAUCUUCUAGAGGCAAAUAUCCUUGGUCGGGUUUUCUUAAACGUACUCGCAGUCAGACUGGGAAUGGGAAUGCCUUUGGUGAAGUUAUUCUUAAUCCAUCCCUUCAGAAGAGAAUUCAGCAGUUAGCUAGUGCCACUGCUAAUACAAAAUCUCAUCAGGCACCAUUUAGAAAUAUGCUCUUUUAUGGCCCCCCAGGAACAGGGAAAACUAUGGCAGCCCGAGAAUUAGCAAAAAAAUCGGGACUCGAUUAUGCAUUAAUGACUGGUGGAGAUGUGGCACCACUAGGAUCCCAAGCUGUUACAAAAAUACAUCAAUUAUUUGAUUGGGCCAAAAAAUCCAAUAGGGGCCUAUUGCUUUUUAUUGAUGAAGCAGAUGCUUUUUUGUGCGAGCGGAACAAAACUUAUAUGAGUGAAGCUCAAAGGAGCGCCCUAAACGCGCUUCUGUUUCGAACGGGUGACCAGUCAAAGGACAUAGUCCUGGCUCUAGCCACAAACCGGCCUGGUGACCUUGACUCGGCCGUUGCAGACCGUAUUGAUGAAGUUUUAGAAUUCCCAUUACCUGGUGAAGAAGAAAGAUUUAAACUAUUAAAGCUUUAUUUAGAUAAAUAUAUUGCUAAAGCUGGUGCUAGAAAACCGGGGUUAUUUUCAAAGUUUUUUCAAAAGCAACAGCAGCAGAUUGAGAUCAAGGGUUUAACUGAUGACAUAAUUAAAGAAGCUGCUGCAAAAACCCAUGGAUUUUCAGGAAGAGAGAUUGCCAAACUUAUGGCAAGUGUACAAGCUGCUGUUUAUGGAAGUGAAAAUUGUGUUCUUGAUCCAGUUUUGUUUCGUGAAGUGGUUGAUUAUAAAGUUGCAGAACAUCAGCAGAGGCAGAAGCUGGCCGCUAUUGACAGUGCUGGAGGUGCCGGUAAUUAGUUGUUUGGCGUUUGGUGGGUUAUCUGCUUUUGGGUGCAUCUGAAAAAAAGAGUUUUAUUGAUAUAAUAGUUUUACAAUUUAGGAAGAUGUGUCUUUCGUUUGUAGGCAAGAUUCAUGGUAAUAAGAUAAAGAGGUUUUUUCGUAUGCUUUGGUUAUGAUAAUCAAUCGACUGCCAAAUAUUUUGAUCUAUAUUUGUUUUGUUCAGUGUUUA